GGUGCCUCUGAUCUCGGGAGGGCGAGGGGCAGCGGGUGCCGUGAGCCUGGUCUGUGGGGCUCGUAGGCUCCGCAGCGGGGUGAGGGAUUGCAUUCUGUGCUCUCACAAGUGCACGGGUGGAAUGUUUGAACUGCUAAUCUGGGGCCAACUGUUUAAAGAAUGGUUACAAUGAUCUUGUUAGUGAGACUUUUCUAACUUCGUUUGUUCCAACUCCCUGCAAGAGAUUGUUCAUGAACUGGCUCGAUAAAAUUGUCAGGCUUGGGAGCUGAGCACAUGGGAGGUACUCCAGAGAGGAAGAAAGUGUAGUUGUCCCGAGUGUCUCUGCAUGAACUGCCAUGCUGCAGUUAACUGUUUGUUCUGGGCACUAGUUGAGAUAGUGCCAGUGCUGUAACAAACCACAGUGUCCUGAAAGUAUUUGUAGAACAGAUUUACCUCUCCUGGGGACAGAAUGAGUUUUAAACAGCAGAACUGUCCCAGGCUAAGUAGAGCCCUUGAUAAGGUGAAAUGUACUGCAGGCUUUGCCUUUCUAGGCAGUACUCUGAGAUUCGUUUAUGGAUCUUGGUUAGGAAUGUAAUUUCAUGCUAUAUAAGGCCAAUAUCAACUGUCAUGUUUUGUUGUGCAUAGUUUAAAGGAUGAAGGAUAAGUGUGCUAUCUGUUAAAGCAGUCUUCUAAAUGCAUAACAUUUCAGCUCAGUUCAGUAGGUUAGCUGUGAAUUUUCUCCUUUACCUUAAUUUUAGUUCUGUAAUUCCCCUGUUCCUCUGUCUCCUGAGUCUGAAGGAGAGAGCUGAUGUUGUUGUUGACUGAAUCAAUUGUCCAGCUGCUGCCUGACUUGGGAGUUUAAUAGGAAGGGUUUUGCUGCUCUUUUUAAAACAGCUAUCUACAAAUGAUUGUUUCUAUAUACUCUGAAACCACUGAGAAGCAACAUAAUGCAGCAUUUGCAUCAAUUACACUGCUGUUAGUUAAGGAACAUCUUGUGUGUGCUUAGAAGCAUACUUACAUAAAAAUCUAUGUGGUCAGAGAGGAUGAUUAUUCCUUAGUUAGCAUUACAAAAAUGGAGUCUUGUUCUCUUGGUCCAGAGUGUGUUGUCAACCAGCAGGCCACUGGACAUGUUCUGUGUGCAUAAUAAACCCGAGCAAAAUUCUGUGUUCAUGAGCUUCCACAAACAGGAUGUCGCUCUUAAAACUGUCUCUCAAACGAAAGUCUCAAAACCUUCUCUUCACAGUUCGUCUCUCUGAUUUGGAAGGAACGGGACACAUCCUCAUCAGAUAACUUUUAUAUCUAGGCUGAGAACAACAACUUCUUCCUCUUGCAUGUGCAGUCUGUCCACAUUUUUAAACAGCUGCCUGCACUGACAGAUGACAAACAGCCUCCUAAAGUGAAACCAACUUAUCCUGGAGUUGGGCAUUUUGUUCUGAAUGGAGAGGGGAUGGGAAGAAAAUGUCUACAUCUUGGAAACCUUCUGUAAAAGAAAACGAUUAAUUUUUUUUUAUAGUGGACACCUCUGAGAUUUUCUCCUCUCAGUCCCAAAUUAGUUGUAACUCUGAGUUAAGCAAAGGGGAGUAAGUACAGAACACAGGAAAGUCUUGUCAUAAGUUGCUUUUCAUGAUAUAAUGCUUACUCAUUCUUUACUGGCAAUGUGGCAACAAGGAAGUAAAUUAAAAUGAGUUUAUACCUGUUAUAUCACUGAAAAGCUAAAAUCUGAUAUUCAGUGCAAACACGUGCAAACAAUGGAUUUAGAACAAGAAAAGCUCUUGUUCCCUCUAGCAGCGGGAGGGAGACUUAUGAGUUAAUCUUGACGGUCUUCCAGGUAAUGCAGUUGCACAUCCAGUGCUACAAUUGCCAGGAUAUAUCACACUUUAGAGUCCUGGCUCUCACUUGCCAGGUGACAGCUUUAGCAAGACAAGUAUGGGUUUCUGACCUUUGCUUCCAGCUACUUUGCUGAUACAAAAGCAAAGAGGUGACCAUGGAUAGAGAACCAAGUAUUUUGAACAUACUCAAAGAUCUCAGAUUUAGGAAGAUGUAAACUCUUGUUUCAUUGUAACUUUGUUUUCCUGUCAAGCUUAGGGCUCACUAUGCCUUUGCUCAAAGCACCAUAGGACCUGGCAUGCUCACCCUGAGGGCUUGCACCCCGAGAGGCAGUGAGGAGGGGCAAGUGCUGGUACAUCCUAACUUUAAAAUACAAAUGUAAAGGUGUGUUUGGCUGACACAUUACAGUUAGUGGGAUGGCACACAGUAUGUUCACACAGCUUCCUUGUUCAGUAUUUCAGUGAUCUAUACCACCUUGCAAUUCUUGUUUGGUUUUGCAGCGCUUAUCUUUUCAGGAUUGUAAUAUUGCAUCUGGGGUUACAGCAUAUGCACUGCCUGUGCUAUAGGAUCAGAUGGACUUGCUACAAUAACCAGAAACUGUUCCUUUGCUUGUAUGAAAUUUCAGUUUCAUGGCAGAGGCCAUGAUGGACUUUUUUUUUUCUUUCCCAAAUUGAUUACAGUCCAUUUUCAAAUUAGUGGUUUAACUGCAACAAAAGGUUUGGUAUUAUAAUUAUUGCCCUGAAGACUCAUCCAAGCAUAUAAAUAAAUUCUACCUUCUGUGAUUGUUACUGAUGCCUUUCCUUAUCUCGUAGCUUCCCACCUAGUGAAAGAUGUCAGCAAUAGGAGUAGUGUCUUCCUGUUCCUGUUUCCAUCCUGGUGUAUGGCUGCUGAAAUCAGGGAUACAGAAGAUGAGCUCCUUUGGCUUACAUACAGCAGCCAGGUGUGCUGCCAAGGAUUACUAUGAAGUACUGGUGUUGGGUGGAGGUGCUGGUGGAAUUGCCAUGAGUGCUCGGAUGAAGAGGAAAGUGGGAGCAGGAAAUGUGGCUGUUGUUGAGCCAAGUAAGACUCAUUACUAUCAGCCGCUGUGGACCCUGGUUGGUGGUGGUGCAAAGCAGCUGGCGGCUUCUGCACGUCCAACGGGAAGUGUAAUGCCCAAAGGUGUGGAGUGGAUCAAAUCUCGAGUUACAGCACUGGAUCCAGAUAAGAACUGUGUCUGGCUGGAGAAUGAUAUCAAGGUAUCUUACAAGUAUCUGAUAAUUGCCCUUGGAAUUAGUCUGCAUUAUGAAAAGAUCAAAGGCUUGCCUGAGGGUUUUGAUCACCCUAAAAUAGGUUCCAAUUAUUCAAUUCACACAGUAGAGAAAACAUGGAAAGCUAUACAAGACUUUAAGGAAGGAAAUGCAAUCUUCACUUUCCCAAAUACUCCAGUGAAGUGUGCAGGGGCUCCUCAGAAGAUCAUGUAUUUAUCAGAUGCAUACUGGAGGAAAACAGGAAAACGUUCCAAAGCAAAUAUCAUGUUCAACACUUCACUUGGUGCAAUUUUUGCUGUUAAGAAGUAUGCUGAUGCAUUGCUUGAAGUAAUAAAGGAGAGGAAAAUUGCUGUGAACUACAAGCGUAACCUUGUGGAAGUUCGAGCAGACAGGCAAGAGGCCGUGUUUGAAAACUUGGAUAAACCUGGAGAGACUGAAGUUCAUCAGUAUGGAAUGCUUCAUGUCACACCCCCCAUGGGGCCACCUCCUGUACUCAUCAACAGUCCUGUCUCAGAUGCAACUGGCUGGGUGGAUGUAGAUAAGGAAACUCUACAACAUAAAAAGUAUCCUAAUGUCUUUGGCAUUGGAGACUGCACCAACCUUCCAACAUCAAAAACUGCUGCAGCUGUAGCUGCCCAGUCUGGAGUCCUUGAUAAAACUAUUUCUCUGGUAAUGAAGAAUCAGUUGCCAGCUAAAAAGUAUGAUGGAUAUACUUCCUGCCCGCUUGUAACAGGCUACAACAAGGUGAUUCUAGCAGAGUUUGACUACAAUGCUCAGCCUCUGGAGACCUUUCCCAUUGACCAGAGUAAGGAGAGAGUAACCAUGUACCAUAUGAAAGCUGAUAUGAUGCCUUUGCUCUACUGGAAUGCACUACUUAAGGGAUACUGGGGAGGACCAGCUCCCUUCAGGAAGCUGAUGCAUCUGGGCUUGAAGUAACUGCUCGUUCUCGGUGUCGGUCAAACCCUUUUGAAGAAAAUGGACUGGUCUCACACUGAUCAGUAUCUUCCCUCUUGGAAUACCUAAUAGAUCAACAUGUACACUGGAUUUAAGAGUGAUUCAAUGCUAGUAAAAUGGCCUGAAAGUC
Molecule: messenger RNA, 4137 nt
Organism: Pseudopipra pipra
Lineage: Eukaryota; Metazoa; Chordata; Aves; Passeriformes; Pipridae
Gene: SQOR
Product: sulfide quinone oxidoreductase
Exons: 9
Coding region: 2637-3989 (450 amino acids)
Cellular component (GO): mitochondrion
Molecular function (GO): sulfide:quinone oxidoreductase activity; FAD binding
Source: RefSeq, a predicted model, not a curated record